UUCGCGCGGGGCGCGGCCCUGUGAGCGAGUGGCGGCGUCUCCGGCCGCGGAGCGGCGGCUGGGAGUUCGCGGAGCCCGCACCGGGGAGCGCACCGCGAUGGGGCCGGGCUGAGUCUCCCGCCGCCCGCCCGCCCGCAGCCAAGCGAGCAGCGCGAUCCCGGAUGGAGGGCCCGGCGGAGCUCGGCCCCGAGGCGGUGCUGCGCUUCCUCGCGGAGCGCGGGGGCCGGGCCCGGCACGCCGAGCUGGUGCAGCACUUCAGGGGCGCCCUGGGCGGCGCGCCCGAGCGGCGCGCCCACUUCAAGGAGCUGGUCAACGCCGUGGCCACGGUGCGCACCGACCCCGCCGACGGCGCCAAGUACGUGCACCUCAAAAGGAGGUUCUGCGAAGGCCCACAGUCACCCCAGGCCGCGCCCCCUCGGGACCUGCCCCGCAUUUCGGUGACUGCAGAGCCCGAGCCCCACGGAGGCGGUGACCCGGAGGGGUCCGACCACCCGGCCAAGUGCCCCGAGGCGGCGUCCCCCGGGCCGCGCUGUGAACCCGGCGAUGAAGAGGCCGCCGCCGCCGCGCUUGGGCCGCCCAGCCUGGCGGGCGACGGCCGGAGCGGGCCGCCCCUGGACGGCGGGGCCAGGAGAAAGAACUCGCGGCGCGGCGCGCAGCCUCCGGUCCGCGCACCAACCCCCGAGCCCAGCGAGGACCUGGAACCCCAGCCGCAGGUCUGCGAGGAGGCGGACGGAGGGAGCUCUCCCGGGGGAACCACCACCCCAAGGUCUGCUCGCCAGAACCUCCGGGACCUCGUGAUGGGUACCUCCCCGCAGCUGAAGAGGAGCGUCUGUGCGGGGGGCGGCAGCACCGGGGGCUGCUCUGGGGGAGGACGCGGCAAAGGCGGGGGCGACUCGGACAGCGCUUCCCUUGCUUCGUCGUCGGCCGAGGAGGAGGUCAGCAGCGGGGCCUCGGUGACGCUGGACCCGUUAGAACACGCCUGGAUGCUCUCGGCCUCGGACGGCAAGUGGGACAGCCUGGAAGCGCUGCUCACCUGUGAGCCUGGCCUGCUGACCAAGCGGGACUUCAUCACCGGCUUCACUUGCCUGCACUGGGCUGCCAAGCACGGCCGACAGGAGCUCCUGGCCAUGCUAGUCAACUUCGCCAACAAACACCAGCUGCCAGUGAACAUCAACGCCAAGACGAGUGGAGGCUACACCGCCCUGCACUUGGCAGCCAUGCACGGGCACGUGGAGGUGGUGAAGUUGCUGGUGGGGGCCUACGACGCAGACGUGGACGUCAGGGACUACAGUGGGAAGAAGGCCUCGCAGUACCUGAGUCACAGCACCGCCGAGGAGAUCAAGAACCUGGUGGGAGCCCUGGACGAGGACGACGGUGAAAGUGCCGCAGGCAGCGGGGGUGGGCGCUGGAGGCUUUCAAAAGUGCUUCCUUCCCACCUCAUCACCUACAAACUCUCGCACGUCCUGGAGGAUGGAGGGGAUCAUCACCACCACCACCACCUGGCUGAGGGAUGGGCAGGAGGCAAAGCAAAGGACCCAGGUCGCAAAGCCGCAGGCAGCUCUAGUGGGCGAAUAAAACCCAGACUCAACAAAAUCCACUUCAGAACCCAGAUCAUCCACACCACACCCUUUCUCAGAGACCCGGAGCAGCCCCCGGAGGAGGGGGAGCAGGAAGAAGAGGAUCGAUCUCUUAAAGGCCACUUACCCUCAUUCAAAUUGAGACCGAAGUCCAAUGUAUUUGGGUAAAAAUAAUUUUUUAGAAAAUUCUAAGGGUUAUUUGUCCGAACUGCAAUACUAGAGUCAGGCAAGUAAAUGGGACCAGAAAAGACUUAGGCUGAAUUAUGCAUUCUUGCUUUGGGGGGUUGGAGUGGGGGAGGGCGGAAGGAGGGGAGUUUCCCCUAGUAUUCUGAGUGAGGUGGCUUUCCAAGUGAUUCAUCAAACCUUGACCUAGGCUUCGUUUCUCCAUGCCAUUCCUCUGCCCUGGAGUCCCUGUUUGUAAAGACUACAGGUGUAUCUAAAUUGGAGGUACAGAAUUGAUGACUGAGGGUUUCUUUGAUUUAGCCAUUAUUGGAUGCCGUGCUAAGUGAGGAAUAUUGCUCGUUUAUGAUGGUUAAAAGUGGUUACUCUUCCAAAACCAAGAUAUGCAAAUUAUAAUGAAACUGGUAACAUUUGUUAAGUGUGAACAAACACUAAUUGCAUUUGCUUUUUAAGAUUUUUACGAAGGUCAGGUAAGAGUUGAAAUGCAAAAAUUCUAAUUAGAAAAUGAAUAAAAAUGGGAAUCCUAUUGGUAUCCUACUGUAUUGUAAGUGUUCAACUGUUUUUAAAAAGCAAUUUCAGCUUUAAUCACUGAACUAAAGAAAUAAGCAACAUUCACUUUUAGUUAAUCUGUAGUAUGCUUUCCUCUUAACUAUCAUACUGCGCUCAGUAUUAAGGUGCAUUACUAAUAACUACCCAAAUUUUUAUUUAAAGAAAAUACCUUGAACAACCUAUGGUACUUUUAAGUAAAAUAUUGCAUAUGGUUCCGAUUCUCACUGACUUGUUUUGCUAAUCUAAAAGUCUAAAUUUGCUGAAGUUUUUAUUCUGGGGUUAUAUAACCAUUCUUUCUAUUUGACAUGACCCUAGUUCAGUGAUGGCGAACCUAUGACACGCGUGUCAGCACUGACACGCGUAGCCAUUUCUGAUGGCACGUGGCCACUGAGGCGGCCGCAUGCCGAGGAUGAAACAUGUGCUGCUCCUGAGGAUGAAACAUUUGCGAAAUAAUGUUUUUUCCUCAAAGUGACACACUACCCGAGUUAUGCUCAGUUUUUUGGCGAAGUUUGACACCAAGCUCCAAAGGUUGCCCAUCACUGCCCUAGUUGAUGGUGCUUAGACUUGAAUUGCCUACAGAACUGUUUCUGGUUUAGAUGAUUAGCAAAAAUUGGCAUAAGUGUACGUGAGCCUAUGCUUCUCUCAAGUAAUUAUUAAAUCAACCUAAGGUACACUUUUUGUUUUACUAAUAAAACAUGCUCAUAGUUUAUGCUAUGUAGCAAUAUUUUGCAAAUUUUUAAAUUACUAAAUCCUUUCAAUUGUUCAUUGUUUCCUUGAACCUAAAUAGACAUACAGUGAAGUUAAUGAGAAGCUGGAUAGUAACUCUAUCCAGUUAAGAAUAGCACUUUAUAAAAGGGAAAAGAGAAGAGAUUGUACUAUUUCUAUAUUUAAAUACUGCUGGCUAUUGAAUUUCUUUGCAUGUAAGUGAAAAAUACCAGUCAUUAAAAUUAAAGACUUACACAUGAUUCUUAAUUACAUUCCAUUCAAAUAUAUUUGUGUGAAUAUUUUAUAAUUGUAAAAUUUAACUCACAAGCAAAUUAAAUCUAUUUGUAACAAGAUUCAAAACAACUUUCCUGGGAGACUAAUUGCACAAGUCCUUCUUUAGUCCUUCUGGUCUCAUUAUUGAUGAAACAAGUACCUGCAACCUAUAGAGAUUAAGAGGUGAGUUGGCUUGCAGAGUGAAUGAACCAAUAUAUGAAUUGUAUACCACUGCAGUCUUUAGAGAGAUCUUAGAUCUUUAAUUUCCCCAAGUCAUAGAAAUUUGUAACAAGUUUAUCACACAUCUCUAGAGUGAAUUUGUUUAAAGAUUAAUGAAGAAUAUUCACAUAAAAUAUAUAAACUAUUAUCCAUUUAUGUGCCUUUAUUUUUAUUUUAGGAUUAUGGAAAUGGGGGCUAUAUACAUUUGAGAAGCACUUUUUCCAUACAUGUGGGUGAAAAUCUAAUUUUGUAUAAAUUAAAAGUAGAUUCCUUAAAGGUGAAAACCACUAUUUGCUCUGAAUCUUACACGCAUUACCUAUAUCUAGUGCAGAAUAAGCUAUAACUUCCCACUGAAGAAUCUUAUCUUUCAUUGACAUAUAAAGCUAAAGUAAACUAUAAAGAGUAGGCACUUCAGAACCACCAAAACAUUCUAUUAAACAGUCAGUAUUAAGCUCUUAAAUGUGUAUGUUACUAAUUAAUUGCACAAAAAUCUGUAAUUUGCUAGAUCUUUAGAGAUUGAGCUAAUAAUUCAUAUAACUUUCUUUUCACACUAGAGAUUUUAACUUUUCUGAUAAAAUUGACUUUAAAUUUUUAAAAAUCAUUCCUGAGGGAAACUACUUGUACAAUCCUGGUCACAGUGUGCUCAUGUAGCAUUUUCAGCUACUUAACUCUAAUUCCUCUUAUUUUUCAAUUUCCAAUUUAAGAUUAUAAAGAGCAAAUGAUUUGUGUAAUUUGAUAUUUGUGAAGUUGUAUUUACCAUUAAUGGAAAUUAUGUCAGUUACUUAGAUGUUUGUUGAUAUAAAACUGUGUAGUUAGGAAACUCAAGAAUGUCCAUGUGUUCUUUUAUAGGUACAUUUGAAACUAAUGAAUGUAUGUCAUAGUUCUCUUCACAUUUAUGGUAUAUAAAAUGCAACCAGCUUAUAUAACUUGAAAAUCUGGUACUACUUUGUUCAUACCUGAAAUCGGGGUGUCCAGGAUGCCUUGUCUUUUAUUUUUUAAAUAAGUGAAACUUUGGGAGCUUAGAAUGUAAAAUUUAUAGUUUGUUUUGUCAAAAUAAAAGGUUCAUACUAGA
Eptesicus fuscus (big brown bat) is the source of this 4575-nucleotide messenger RNA. It is a transcript of the gene SOWAHC, whose product is annotated as sosondowah ankyrin repeat domain family member C. The transcript has a single exon. NCBI's taxonomy places the organism in Eukaryota, Metazoa, Chordata, Mammalia, Chiroptera, Vespertilionidae. The record is from RefSeq and is a predicted model, not a curated record. Bases 162 to 1745 code for a protein of 527 amino acids. Gene Ontology annotation, molecular function: protein binding.